GAAGAAGAAGAAGAAGAAGACCGCAGCUAAACACGAGCAAACGGAACUCAGACUCCGUCGGGAUCCUCGUGGACAGCGUUCUGUUCGCUGAUUGGUUGUCAGCGUAUGAGCCGUUGAUACGAGCAGCAGCAGCACACUUCAGUCAGCAGCACGCCUAGAGCUGCUUCAGUCCGACCUCACCUGAGCAGGUGAACCGAGCUCUCGAGUAUCAAACAGACUCACGGUGACCCGGGACCUCGCCCGCGCACAUCAGGUGUUCUGCCAUGCCUGUCAAACGGGAGGACGUCCUGAAGGAUGAAAAUCUGAUCAAAAACAUAGAGGAGGUAGCAAAAGACACAGCACUUUUACAUGGGGUGUUGAUGAGGACCAAAGAGACGCCAAACUCUCCUGAAGUGGUGAGUUAUGCACCGUUCACGUUGUUUCCCACACCGGUGCCCUCAGCACUCUUUCAUCAGGCUCUGGCAGUACAGACACAUUUUAACCGGCUGGUGGACCGGGUCAGCCAGAAUCCUGGCUUCCUAGAGGAAACUCUGGCCAGCACCAUCAAAGUUGACAAUUUUACAGCAAGACUUUUCAACAUAUACAAACAAGUUCAGCACGAACAUCAUCCCCAGUCAAUAGUGCUGGGCUUGAAUCGUUCAGACUACAUGUUGGACCACAGUCCAGACGGUGGGACGUCUUUGAAGCAGAUUGAAAUCAACACUAUUGCUGCAAGUUUUGGUGGUCUUGCUUCACGGACACCGGAUGUCCAUCGGCACAUUCUGAAGGUCGCAAACCUGCCAGAGGAGUGUAAUAAUGUGCUCGACAACAACCCAGCAGCAGGUCUGGCCAGAGGUUUGGCCAAAGCCUGGGAGCUCUAUGGAUCUGAGAGGGCAGUGGUUAUGUUUCUGGUCGAGGACGUUCAGAGGAAUAUUUAUGACCAUCGAUAUGUUGAGAAUGAGCUGUGGAAAAGAAAUAUUCCUGUAAUAAGAAGACAGUUUGAAGAUGUUUGCCGAACUGGAUCCCUGGAUGAGAGCAAGAGGCUCUUUGUAGAUGGUCGUGAGGUCGCCAUUGUCUACUUCCGUAACGGAUACAUGCCCCAAAACUACACUUCAGAGAAGAGCUGGGAGGCCCGUCUGAUGAUGGAGCGCUCUCUGGCUGUGAAGUGUCCAGACAUCAGCACCCAUCUCGCCGGUACUAAGAAGGUGCAGCAGGAAUUGGCCCGGCGGGGGGUUCUGGAGUGCUUCUUCCCUGACGAACCUGAAACAGUUGCUCAGAUUCGGGCCACUUUCGCUGGGCUGUACACCCUGGACAUGGGAGAAGAAGGUGAUAAAACCGUAGCAAUGGCUUUGGCCAAUCCAGACCGGUAUGUGCUGAAGCCUCAGAGGGAGGGAGGUGGUAACAACAUUUACGGCAGUGAGAUCUGUGAAGUGCUGGAGAACUUGAAGAACUCCACUGAGAGGACGGCUUACAUCCUGAUGGACAAGAUCCAGCCCGUUCCGGUCCAGAACUACCUGCUCCGGUCCGGAGGUCCUCUGAGACUGAACUCUUGUCUGAGUGAACUGGGCGUGUUUGGAGCAUAUGUCAGGAAAGGCAAAGACAUGGUGUUUAAUGAGUGCGUGGGCCACCUGCUGAGGACCAAGAGCUCAGAGCAUGCUGAUGGGGGAGUGGCUGCAGGAGUAGCAGUACUGGACAACCCACUGCUGGUGUGAACUACAGUACCACCUACUGGACCAUACGGCUGACGUCAGGGGAAUUCAUCAUCCCCCUGAUUGAUUUUCUACCUGGCAUCUGUUUUAUCAAAGGUUUAGUGUGUUAAAUAUCUCCUACAGAUGCAGUAAUCAAUGGGGAGCACUUAUGACUGACCUGCUUCAUACCUCAUUCCAGGGUUAAUCUGUUGAAGUGUGUGAGAAGUAAUCAUUGAUGUUUUAUAAAAUAGAUAUAUAUAUUUUUUUUUGGUUACUUUAACUGGUAAUGGUUUUAUUAAACUACACUGGUAGCCAACUUCCAUGACCAGACACAAU
This is a messenger RNA of Sinocyclocheilus grahami, 2003 nucleotides long. RefSeq names its product glutathione synthetase (gene gss). The transcript has 13 exons. Gene Ontology annotation, biological process: glutathione biosynthetic process. Bases 264 to 1691 code for a protein of 475 amino acids. Gene Ontology annotation, cellular component: cytosol. Gene Ontology annotation, molecular function: glutathione binding; glutathione synthase activity; ATP binding. The record is from RefSeq and is a predicted model, not a curated record. Lineage: Eukaryota; Metazoa; Chordata; Actinopteri; Cypriniformes; Cyprinidae.